This is a messenger RNA of Periophthalmus magnuspinnatus, 1812 nucleotides long. RefSeq names its product metabotropic glutamate receptor 4-like. Gene Ontology annotation, biological process: G protein-coupled glutamate receptor signaling pathway; regulation of synaptic transmission, glutamatergic. Lineage: Eukaryota; Metazoa; Chordata; Actinopteri; Gobiiformes; Gobiidae. Bases 1 to 1812 code for a protein of 603 amino acids. Gene Ontology annotation, molecular function: adenylate cyclase inhibiting G protein-coupled glutamate receptor activity. The transcript is spliced from 5 exons. The record is from RefSeq and is a predicted model, not a curated record. Gene Ontology annotation, cellular component: membrane.
AUGAGAGAAGCAUCCUUCUGUGCCAGUCAGAGACUGAGCCAAUGUGUCAGCACCACCAGCAGCACCACAACUACCGCAACCACCUUCCCCAGUGAAGGAGUCACCACUAGCAUCACAACCAUCUCCUCCAGCGAAGGAGUCAUCACCGGCACCACAACCAUCUCCCCCAGCAAAAGAUUCAGCAGCACUACCAACUCCCCCAGAGAACAGGUCAGCAGCACCACCACCUUCCCAAUUGAAGGAUUCAUCUACAGCAUAUGGGACCAAGAGCGAAUAGGGAAGGACUCUAACUAUGAGCAGGAGGGGAAAGUGCAGUUUGUCAUUGAUGCUGUUUACUCAAUGGCCCACGCUCUACACAACAUGCAUAAGGAACUGUGUCCCGGGAAGGUGGGACUCUGUGCCAAAAUGGACCCCAUCAACGGCACUCAUCUUCUCAAGCACAUCCGCCGGCUCAACUUUGCAGGCAUUGCGGGAAACCCAGUGCUUUUCAACGCUGAUGGAGACGCUCCGGGACGCUAUGAGAUCUAUCAAUACCAAAUCCGCAACAAGACGGCCGAAUACAAGAUUAUAGGUCACUGGACCGAUCAGCUGCAUCUCAAUGUUCGCUCAAUGCAGUGGCCUGGUGGACUCCGUCAGAUCCCCACCUCUAUCUGCAGCCAACCCUGUCAAGCCGGGGAGCGGAAGAAGAUUGUGAAGGGCAUUCCUUGUUGUUGGCACUGUGAGCGCUGUGAUGGCUAUCAGUACCAGGCAGACACCUACACUUGUAAAAUGUGCCGCUUUGAUUUGAGGCCCAAUGAGAACCACACUGGCUGUGUUUCAAUCCCCAUUGUGAAGCUGGAGUGGAGCUCCCCGUGGGCAGUCAUCCCGGUACUUAUCGCUGUGGCGGGCAUCAUGGCUACACUGUUUGUGGUGGCCACAUUUGUACGCUACAAUGACACUCCCAUUGUGAAAGCGUCGGGUCGUGAGCUGAGCUAUGUACUGCUAACUGGCAUCUUUCUUUGUUAUGCAACCACAUUCCUGAUGAUUUCCUCUCCGGACAUUGGUAUCUGCUCUCUGAGGAGGAUCUUUUUGGGCCUUGGCAUGAGUAUUAGUUAUGCAGCACUCCUCACUAAAACCAACCGCAUCUACCGCAUCUUUGAGCAGGGGACCAUGUCUGUGAGUGCCCCCCGGUUCAUCUCCCCGGCCUCCCAGCUGGUUAUUACCUUUACUCUGGCUUCGGUGCAGCUGAUCGGGGUGUGUAUCUGGUUUGCAAUGGAUCCCUCUAAGGCCAUCAUUGAUUACGAGGACCAGAGGACGUCUAACCCAACGAUGGCCCGUGGAGUGCUCAAGUGUGACAUCUCAGACCUGUCUCUCAUCUGCCUGCUGGGCUACAGCAUGCUGCUCAUGGUCACCUGUACUGUCUAUGCCAUUAAAACCAGAGGGGUGCCAGAGACCUUCAACGAGGCCAAGCCAAUUGGCUUCACCAUGUACACCACCUGCAUCAUCUGGCUGGCAUUCAUCCCCAUCUUCUUCGGCACAUCACAGUCCACAGAAAAGCUCUACAUCCAGACGACCACACUGACCAUCUCAGUGAGCCUGAGUGCCUCUGUGUCCCUGGGAUUGCUCUACAUGCCUAAGGUGUACGUGGUGCUCUUCCAUCCAGAGCAGAAUGUGCCUAAGCGGACGCGCAGUCUGAAGGCCGUGGUCACCGCCGCCACCAUGUCCAACAAGUUUAACCCCAAGGCCAGCCUCAGACCCAACGGGGAGGCCAAGACAGAGCUGUGCGAGAGCCUCGAAACACAAUGUAAGAACAUUGCUAACAGUCAUGUCUAG